AUGAAUCAAAACGAGAUGCAUCCAUUCGGGUUUGAUUACCACUCUCAUCGACGGGAAUCUCUCUACAAAGGGGGAAAGUCUUUUGCUGUGAUUGACGGCAAGGAGGAGCUGCGCAGACUGUGGGUAAACGUGAACCAGAAUCAUUUGAACCCAAAAGAAAAUGAGAACUUUCUAGUUCACCUUCCAAGCUUGAUUUGUACCUUGCCUCAGCUUGACGAAGUCAACUUCGACUGCUCCUUGGUUUCGAUUUCGGUUGAUUUGCAUGUGUUGCCAGGCCUCCGUCAAUCUGUUCGGAAUGCCAUCGCUACGAGGCCGAAGCUCAACAGAAUUCAUUGCUGGCUCUCGGACCCAGUUCAUGCUGAGCCGCUUGCAGUGUUCAUUCUCCAGUGCAAAAACAUUCAACAUCUCAGCAUUGAUCAAAAAUUUCGCAUUCAUGACAAAACCAAUCCAAAGACCUACAAGUAUUUGGAACCUAUCAAGCGGGCGAUUCGAGAUCAUCCAACGCUCAAAAGCUUCGUUUUACAUGGACACGAAUAUCUUCCACAUGUCCCCUCGAUUCAACGACAGUGCUCCUGGGAUCUGCUAAAGUUGAUCUUGGAGCUACCAAACAUCGAAGAAAUGGAAUUCAAGAACCUCAGGUUCGAUGAAGCUGACUACCCGCUCAUCACAGCUGCUGUUGAGGCACACGACAACAUGAAGACUUUUGGAAUAAUAGAGACUAAGGAGAUGGGAAUGCAAGAAGUAGGAUUCUUUGCUGAUCAUCUUCGUGAUCGCAUAAUCAACAAACUGGCCAUCAAUCGGGCGAAAGCCAUGCUCGGAGACAAUCCCACCUUUCAAAAUUGGGAGGCGACCUUGACGGCCUUCUGCCAUUACCCAGCUGUUGAUCACCUUCUUUACAAGGGGGUUCUUGGUGGUGGUGGUUUGUGGGCUGACGCUGCCUUUGACCUUUUGAAGGCUCGAGAAAAGAAACGGCAGGAGGAAGGAGAGUUGGGAAAGGAAAUCCAAUGGCACAAUCGGAAAGAAAUCCACAAACGCGUCAAUCUUUCGCGUACGCCGUAUCCCCGUGUAAAUAUUGAUCCUGCUACCGGGAAGUUGUCCUUUCCCUUGUACUAG
Molecule: messenger RNA, 1113 nt
Organism: Seminavis robusta
Lineage: Eukaryota; Bacillariophyta; Bacillariophyceae; Naviculales; Naviculaceae
Source: the annotation of a GenBank genome assembly